AUGAACAGGGAGCUCUGCAAAUUUGUGUGCAGCAAGUGCAACAAUUUUAUUUACCUCAAGGAAGCAUGCGACUUGGUAUUCAAAAAAAUAUACCCUGAGUACGCCAAAAAAUAUUAUGCCAUGAAUGAACUAAGUAAAGGGCGCGACAGCAGGACAGGUCCGGGACCCCAAGUGGUGGACAAUCUGUACAGGCAAAUUUAUGGUAAUGGAUUCUGUGGUGUUAACAAACAAAAGAAUGAUUUUGCAAACAAGGAUGGGCUCAAGAAAGUGUUGCUGUUUUUAAACAGGGGAAAUAUAAAAUGUACCAAGUGUAGCGCGCUGAACGUGUGGCACGUGAAGUAG
Molecule: messenger RNA, 342 nt
Organism: Plasmodium fragile
Lineage: Eukaryota; Apicomplexa; Aconoidasida; Haemosporida; Plasmodiidae
Exons: 1
Coding region: 1-342 (113 amino acids)
Source: RefSeq, a predicted model, not a curated record